AUGGAGUUUGAAAUGGAGCAGCGGGCGCUAAUGUGCUCGUUGUGCGAGUUCGUAGACGCUCUUCGCGAUAUUGAAAGGACGGAAGACGUUGAUAGUGCAAACAAGGAUGUCGUGAAGGCCGUGCGUGUGCUCUGUGCGUCUUCCAAGCCGCUAACAAGCGUCUUGUGGCACGAAGAAGCAUGGAGACGCGGUCUCGUGCCGACUUUUCAGCGUUUAUAUCUCUGUAUGAAGCGUCUCGAUGAUCGUGAGAUGGAGGAAAAGAAGGAGAAAGGGCAAGGAUUGACGAUGCAAGAGGAGACGCCAAAAGCACCCGCAGGACUGUUGAGUUUGCGGGACUAUUCGGUGCUACAGGCGGCGGUGGAGUUGCUGUUCUGCUGGGGCGCGUACCCUCGCGUGGCUACAGGUGUGCUACUAUCUAUUGAGAAGAGAAAACCUACACGCACUCUGUCAAUUUCUACAAAUGUGCUUUCGUGGGGGUACCGUGAGUAUUGUGCUCGACAUAUUCUUGAAGAAAAGGAUGUUCAGAGUGAAGAAAGGAUACGUGAGCUGCUGGCUAUAACGCAGGUGGUGCUGCAGUUGCUGUCGCUACCACAGUUUCAACCAGUUCUGCUGCCCAAGUACGUGGUAGAGCUGCUAGCUUUACUUGUGUACGGAGAAGUUGCGGUGGAUACGAAUGCAGUAUCAUCUGUCCGGACAGAGUUCACGCGACUGCAGGAAAUGAUGUUACGUACACUACCGCUGCGCAUAAGUAUGAGCAGUCUGCGUGCGGCACUUGGCCAGACCACUCCUGCGGUGAGUGGCCACGCGGUAGGUCAGCGGUUUAAAGCACGUUGCGGCAGCUUAUUGUCUCGGUUACUGAUGGAGGAAGGGGGGAUUGUGGCUACGAUUGAAACGUUGCUUGGAGGGGUAGACGAGGGGAACACGCAAGCUAGAAUGCAGGUCGCUACUCUUAUUUGUCAGUGUCCGAGCGGUGAAGACCCUGAAAAGUACGUGAUCGCUUUAUGCACACAAGUGCGCGAGCUGCUACUUGCAGCCGUGACACCUGGAAGUGGCCACACUUGCAGCAAACUACUCGGCGAAAUGGCGGCGUUGCUUGCCGAUCAGGUAGCGACACGCCAUCCGGGGCUUUUUGACACCCACAUUCUGUCCGCAUUGUUCCACCCGUUGCUGAUCUAUGAGGAUAGUCGGCCAGAUGCGAUCGUCUCGGCCGGAGAGACGAAUGAAGAAGCUUUGACGCACUGUGUGGGUAUCACUCGACUGCUCGUUUGCGGCCCGCCUCCGUCUCGACAACUUUUGCAAGCGCUCACCCCUAUUGUUCGCCCUAUUGUGCACAUGUACGCAUUUGCUGCAGUAAGCAAGAGCUUUUUGGCAUCACCUUUGCGUGCAGUGCUGACUGCGUGGAUUCACUCGUGCUCAAGUGCUGCGCUUCUUCUCCAAUUCGUGUUGCUUCCAGUAACUUUGCCCCUGCCGCCGACCUUAAUGGCUUGCGGAUAUGAACGAAACCAUGCCGAAGAGUUGUGGAGACCACUGCGGCAAUUUUGUGCUGGAGGGGGUGGCGGCAUAUCGCUGAGACUCAUUCAGUCUUCUGCCUCGCUGACAGAAAACGAGCCAGACAACGCAACAGAGUCACUAAAAGCGAUGAUAAUGCCUCUGGUGGGGCUGCUAGGUGACAAGAAGCUUGAGACAUCAGAGGUGGUAGGCGAUCUCUUUUCAUCGCUCCUAUUGACAUACAUGAACGUCCGGAAACACGGUGGAGCAGCAGUUAUCGAUUUGAACGCCCGGAAAGGUAGUGUAGCGUCGGGACUAGCGUUUCGUGAACCAAAAACGAUCCCUAUGACUGCCAAAAGUAUCGAGAUCGUGUUAAUGCUGCUAAUGGCCCUCAUCGAGUGCUUGGGACCAUCCGUGCUACGCAGCGCUGUUACAGUACUGCAGUGCGUUGGCACUGUAUUAGAGACGUACAACACUCCUGUGACGCCUUCCGUGGACAAAAUGCAACAAACUGGCAGCGUUGUACAUGAUGAUGACAGUGAUGGUGAGGAAGAAAAAGGGGAUGAGAUUCUGACAGUGUGCUUAGGUGUAGUGAUGACCAUUCUAGAGAUGGGCUCGAGUCACCGCAGCGAUUUAGAGGAGCGGCAGCUUCGUGCGAUGCUUCCUGUGCUGGAGAUCUUGUCUUGCCACCCGCGACCCGAAGCUGCAGGACUUGCGAGCGAGGCACGUGCACGAUGUCUGAGUCGUAGCGCGGUGAAAGCUAGUGACACAAGCACAGCCAAGACAAGUACACAGAGUUUUGAAGAACUGCUUGAAAAAGCUGAACAAGAUCUUUCAAGUGAGCUGGUACCGCUGCGUGCACGUGGAAUCGUGACCCUGACAAAACUUGUGCGCCAAAGCCAUUUACAUCCGCGCGAUCCAGAGUGGACCACUCGGGUACAUGUUUUAGCUCGCAUCUUCUUGGCCCAUUUGCAUGAUACAGAAAGUUACGUGUUUCUUGCAGCUGUGCAGGCUCUGGCAGCACUAUCCGAUGCGAAUCCCGACGUUGCUAUUCCUGAACUGGUAAAAGCACUGAGAGAUGUCAAUGAGUCAUUAGAAGCUCGCAUAAAGCUCAGUGAAGCUUUGCUGUUUGCAGCAAAGCGAUGUGGCGAGACUCUGGUCAAGUAUGGCAAGCUAUUUGUGUACGCAUACUUGGAUUGCAUCCGCCUUUUGCCGUCCCAGAGAAAGCGAGUGAAGCAUGUACAAGAAGAGGCUAGCAUGCGCAUGCAACUUGUUCAAGAGAUUCAGAUUGGCAAGGAAAAAAAUUUAGUGGAAAAGAACGCUGAACAUUUCGACAGCGAGCCUGAGAACGAACAGGAGCUUCUUGCAGCCGCUACUCUGCGGGCAAGCUGUUUGUCAAAUUUGGCUGAAGUGUGCGUACUACUGCAGUGGGGACUGCAGCCGUACCUGUUGGAUGUGCUCACAUGUGUAUUCGGCGUUCUUCAGCUGGAGCUCGAGCUUGAGCAUAACGCUAAGCGUCGACCAAUGUCUAUCGAUAAUGAUGCCGCGGUGGACAACGAUCAGUCAAAACUGCAGAGACACCAAGAGGAAGAGUGGCAGCAGCGUGUCGUAGCAGUGCGACGAGGAGCAGUGUUUGUGCUGCGGUAUCUCGUUGAACUGCUUGGCUGGAAGAUUUUGGAACUCAUGCCGGAUCAGUUGUUGCCGCUGUAUCGUACGCUCAAGCACGUGGCGCGUGUUGAUCGCGAUGAUGUUGUAGUUUUCCAUGCCAAUCGAGCACUGACUGCGCUCGACGAUGUCAUGCGAGCCGAACUGUUUCCAAGUGUGGAUCAGCACGACGCGGCUUUUCGUAUCUCGAGCCUACGCAUUUCGUAG
Molecule: messenger RNA, 3360 nt
Organism: Peronospora matthiolae
Lineage: Eukaryota; Oomycota; Peronosporomycetes; Peronosporales; Peronosporaceae
Source: the annotation of a GenBank genome assembly